Fusarium verticillioides 7600 is the source of this 945-nucleotide messenger RNA. RefSeq lists its product as hypothetical. The transcript has 2 exons. The record is from RefSeq and is a predicted model, not a curated record. NCBI's taxonomy places the organism in Eukaryota, Fungi, Ascomycota, Sordariomycetes, Hypocreales, Nectriaceae. Bases 1 to 945 code for a protein of 314 amino acids.
AUGGCUACUGGACAGCAAGCAUAUCCUGUUGUUGCACCUUGUCCUCUUGUGGAUGUUGGUAACUAUGGAGGUGCUUCGGGACGACAGAGCAGUGCUGUCUCCCAGCAUCGUCUUAACGAUCGCAAUAAUUCGUCUACGGAUGAGUUCUUGAUGGUGCAGGAGUCGCGAGUGAACGGCUUUCUUCAAAAUUCUGCACACCAGAUAGAAGUGCAGCGGUCCGCCCUCCAACACGUGGCGAACCAUCUCUCUACCACUGCUACCAAUAUUGGACAAAUCAUAGCCCAGUGGAUUGGACAUCCAGCUUCGGAGCAAGCAGCCGGCCUGUAUCAAGAGCUUGAGAAGUCUCACAACCGACAAAUUGAUGCUGAUAACCAGUACCGACAACUGAAGGACGAGUAUCGGGCCUUAGAGAAGCGGCUCCAAGAUUCCAACACCAAGCUUGAGAAUGCUAUCAAGGAGCGGGAUGAGCAGCGGCGACUGGCCGAGAGUGCCAACUGGACUGGUUCAACAAAGGUAUCGGAUGAUGCUAUUGAGAGCAAGUGGAAGCAGCUUGGAUACAACAUUCGGGCCAUGAGCAGAUCUUUAGCCAAAUGCCAGAUUCGCCGUCCCCAGAAUGAUGACAUUAAGAACCGACUGUCAAUGGCCGUACCACGCUGGGAAAAGUUACUGCCUAACGAUGAUCACAAAGAGUUCGUCAUCAGCGCUUAUCUCUGGGCCAUUGUUGAAGAGAUCAUUGAGGAAGGCAGUGAGAUUAUGGGAGGCGAUCAUGGGAUGAACUUCAAAGCGAUGCGGGCUGAAUUUAUUGGAGUUGCUCCCGAGGGAGACAAACCUUCAGGCCGUGGUCCAACUCUCCGCCAUGUUGCACGAUGGGCUGCACAGGGCGCAGCUUUCUUUGGACAUUUUUUUUGUCCGCAACGAGCAAGCAUUCAGGACACGAACAGCUGA